Molecule: messenger RNA, 1572 nt
Organism: Talaromyces amestolkiae
Lineage: Eukaryota; Fungi; Ascomycota; Eurotiomycetes; Eurotiales; Trichocomaceae
Exons: 4
Coding region: 1-1572 (523 amino acids)
Molecular function (GO): oxidoreductase activity
Source: RefSeq, a predicted model, not a curated record
AUGUUUGAGUUUCUACAGAAAUCCAAGGCACGAAUUGCCGUUGUCGGUGGUGGUGUAUCCGGAAUCGCGUGUCUUUGGGGACUACGUGAUACUGAUCAUGAAGUCCACAUCUAUGAUGCUGAUACUCAGCUUGGUGGACACGCACAUUCUCACACAAUCAUAAACAAUGGGAUUGUGGUCACAGUGGAUACAGGCUUUAUUGCCAUGCAGGAUGAUUGCUAUCCGGGUUUCUCAACCUUCCUAGCAGACUUGGAUGUCGCCAUGAUAGCAACAGACAUGUCGACUAGCGUUACAGAGCAAAAUGGUCCCAUGGCAUGGGGCAGCACGUCUCUCUGGAACUUCAUCGGCAGCUGGACUCGACUAUUCAGCCCAUGGUUCUGGCGCUUCAUGUUUGACAUAAUGCGCUUCAACUUCUGUGCAACCGACAUCUUUGCCGAAAAGUCACACAAGUCUCGACAUGACAAGGCUGGUACGAAUGACCGACUGGAGUCCAUUGGCGAGUACUUGGAUCGCAAAGGAUAUUCGGAGCAGUUCAAGAAAUACUACCUGAUUGCUGAUGUCGCUGCUAUCUGGUGCAUGUCGAUGGCGGAUGUUUUUGAGGACUAUCCUGCAGAAGCCCUAAUUCACUUCAUGUCAACACACGGACUCUUGAAUACUAUCACCGAGAGCCUCAAAUGGACAACAGUGAAGAAUGGCUCAAAGUCAUAUGUCGAUGCCUUUUUACGCACUCUCCCAAAGAACCAUCAUGUUCACCUCGAGACGAAAAUCCGCCGUGUACGACGCGAAACUGACGGAUCCGUAUCGCUUGUUUUCAUGGAUGGCUCUGUAGAGAAUUUUGAUCAUGUGGUCUUAGCAGUCCAUGCAAACCAAGCACUGGACCUACUGGGAGACGAUGCCACUGUUCUUGAGAAGCAAAUACUUGGUUCUUUCCAGACGAGCCGAAACGACGUUGCGUUGCAUCUUGACCCCACGGUCCUCCCAGCCAAGAAAUCCGCCCAAGCAGCUUGGAACGCCGUGAUACCGAGCAUGGAAGACAAUCGAGUACGCGCGAAAGUCGACUUUGGAAAUGAUGAGCAAACCGAGCGUCUCCUUUCAAAGAGCUACUACAGCAAGCGACAGAUCUGUGUGCAUAACGACAUGAACCGCUUGCAAUCAAUCCCCUUUCCCGGACGACCCGGAAGCCCCGGUCGAGUGAUCGUCACCCUGAACCCACUCCAAAAGCCCGAAGCAAUCCAAUGCCAGCGCACAUACUACCUGCCCAUCAUUUCCUCCGCAGCUGUCCAAGCAUCACGCCACCUGGAUCUGCUGAAUAAGUCUGACAACAUCAGCUUUGCAGGUGCCUGGAUGGGAUUCGCGUUCCACGAAGAUGGCUUCAUUGCUGGACUGGCUGUAGCAAAGAAAAUUCGUACAGGCGUAUACGAAAACCCCACGCGCUUUCGCUUCGGAGAAGAACUCAAGGAGGCGGUGCCACGCCUAUCGUUGAAGAUUCAACUGCUUCGAUUUGCGAUUGCCACGGUACAGUUUGGAAUUGCGACUGUGGAGUUUUUGGCUUCUAGGAAGAAAUCAGACUGA